Molecule: messenger RNA, 1065 nt
Organism: Cylindrotheca closterium
Lineage: Eukaryota; Bacillariophyta; Bacillariophyceae; Bacillariales; Bacillariaceae
Source: the annotation of a GenBank genome assembly
AUGAAGUCCCCGCCAAUCCUAAACCGAGCAAAUCAAGAUCCCGAGCUGCAAGCAGCAGAAGCGAGAGCAGCUGGAGAAUCCAUCAUUCGCGACCAUCUGGACAACCAUCUUGUUCAUAACUCUGGAGCAAGUUCUGAGUACAUUUCUUGGAUUGCUACCCUCCACCCUGAGAAUGCGCAGAUCGAGAUUGAUGAGCGAUUCUUCAUUCCUGGAAAUCCAUGGUGGUCUAUUUAUGAGCAGACCGUGAACAUGCCCUGUGCUACUGCAGUUGCCGUUCCAGCUGCAGAUGGCGAAAGGGAGGCUCACCCCCCCAAUGCCCACCAGUACAACGCAACUAGUGAUGGAGAAGCGAAGUACGUUUUAUCCACAACAACUCAUGCAUCAGAUGACUUGACCGAACAGUCCACACCUGCAGAUAGGCAAGAAGAGCCUGAGCAAAAGCUCCCACACUACUGUCUCAGGUCCAGUCCGGUGGACAUGUGCAUUGCGUUGAUCACAACCUUCCAUGCAACCUUUUUCACCCUUGUUUUCGAAUUCUCAGCUAGCAUUUUCUACUUUGUGGCUGCAUCAUUCUACCACAUUGCCCAAGUCUUCAGUCCUAGUAAUAUGUUUACUGGAUUCUUCUAUUCGAUCUUCAUGAUCAUGUACUUCGCCUUCGCAGCGGCAGACUCCGCAUUGCUUUUGGGAUCUGUCCUAGGGACAGAGGCGGCUAUUUUUGUCGGAUGGAUCCUUGGAGUUCUCUUUGGUGGAAUCUGGGUCGCCAACAAAAGACACCAGUUCGUCAGACGAGUCUGUCACCGCAUUCGUUGGGCCUUUCGCCACAAGCAUUUGGAGCCUCCUCGAACAUUUUGCAAACAAAGUCAAGUGGGAACAGAGUUGGUAGAUCAAUGCCAAAACACCGCAAGGGCCAACGCUGAACUGGAUACGGAGUUUGAGAUUGAUGAUUCUCUUGAAGCUCAGGAGCAUGUGGAACCUGCAUAUGCACAACACCGCGAAGAAAGCCCACCCCGCACUCAAACACAGCCGAAAGAGGAUUUUGAGCAGAAAAGUGCCAAGCCCUACUAG